AUGGCUGAUGCACAUCUUGGAACCGAAGCUUCUGCUUCUGGCCAGACCAAAAUCACAGAGAAGCGCCGUGAAAAGGUGCCAGCACUCUCUCGUUCUGCCCGUGCCGGUCUUCAGUUCCCCGUUGGCCGUAUUCACCGUUACUUGAAAGAUCGUACCCAGAACCAUGUCCGUGUUGGCGCCAAGGCUGCGGUCUACUCUGCAGCGAUUCUGGAAUAUUUGACAGCCGAAGUGUUGGAGUUGGCAGGAAAUGCAACCAAGGAUUUGAAGGUCAAGCGUAUCACCCCUCGUCAUUUGCAGCUGGCUAUUCGUGGAGAUGAGGAGCUGGACUCAUUGAUUCGCGCAACCAUCGCAGGUGGUGGUGUUCUUCCCCAUAUUCAUAAGGCACUUUUGUCAAAGACUCAGAAGGGCCAGAAGAAGAUGGGACCCUAA
This is a messenger RNA of Linnemannia hyalina, 429 nucleotides long. The record is from the annotation of a GenBank genome assembly. Lineage: Eukaryota; Fungi; Mortierellomycota; Mortierellomycetes; Mortierellales; Mortierellaceae.